AUGGCUAGAAGGGCGGCUUAUGUGACUCUACUCACAGCAACUAGCUAUUUACCUGGCGUUCUGGUGCUCGAUUGUACCCUUAGAUCUGUGGAAUCUGCGUACCCUCUUAUUGUCAUGGUCACUCCUACGCUACCCCAGGAUGUUCGGAGUGUUCUAGAGCGAAGGGGAAUUUCCAUGAGGCCUGUUGAAUCGCUGCGCCCUCCAGAGGGAAAGCAUUCACUUUCGACGCACGACGCAAGAUUCGCUGAUACAUGGACGAAGCUGAGAGCAUUCGAACUGAAGGAAUAUGAACGCGUCGUCCUCAUGGAUGCCGAUAUGAUUGUGAUGCGCAAUAUGGAUGAGUUAUUUGACAUCGAUCUCCCAAACAAUUGGAUAGCUUCUGCACAUGUGUGUGCUUGUAACCCACGCAAACUGCCCCACUAUCCUGCUGAUUGGGUUCCCGAGAAUUGCGCAUAUACUCCGUUAAUCCACCCCUCUGGUUUAACUACUCCAGUGCUCAUUACAGAAGCAAGCCCGCGUCCCCACACUCAGCUAAACUCCGGCAUCGUGGUUCUCAAUCCUUCCCUGGCUCUUGCAGAAACUGUUCGCAACCACCUUUACACUUCACCUCUAGUGUCAACUUGGUCAUUCCCAGACCAAGACCUCCUGUCAGAUUUAUUUAGAGGAAAGUGGAAACCUCUUCCAUGGUGUUACAAUGCACUCAAGACAUUGAUGUUAAUUCACAAACCGCUGUGGAGAGACGAGGAGAUCAGAUGCCUUCACUACAUUUUGGCCGACAAGCCUUGGCAAACCAGGGUAUCUGAAGAUGAUACAGGAGAAUACGCAAAGAGUCACAGGUGGUGGUGGCAGAGGCUAGAGCAACUCGGCCAAGAGAUGAAAGGGGAACCUGAGGACUGGAAGCUGGUGCUGGCGAACGUUGCACAGUAA
Suillus fuscotomentosus is the source of this 927-nucleotide messenger RNA. RefSeq names its product glycosyltransferase family 8 protein. Gene Ontology annotation, molecular function: glycosyltransferase activity. The coding region runs from base 1 to 927 and encodes 308 amino acids. The record is from RefSeq and is a predicted model, not a curated record. The transcript is spliced from 4 exons. Lineage: Eukaryota; Fungi; Basidiomycota; Agaricomycetes; Boletales; Suillaceae.